Trachymyrmex cornetzi is the source of this 582-nucleotide messenger RNA. RefSeq lists its product as uncharacterized. The transcript has a single exon. Lineage: Eukaryota; Metazoa; Arthropoda; Insecta; Hymenoptera; Formicidae. Bases 1 to 582 code for a protein of 193 amino acids. The record is from RefSeq and is a predicted model, not a curated record.
AUGAAAAAGAGUUGUUACUUGAAAGAGAUGGAUACUCUAUUUUUCGGCCUGACUCGCAUUGAUUUCUUAGAACUAGUUUAUAACUUUGCAAAAGCUAAUAAUAUUCAGAACCCAUUCAAGAACGGUAAGGCAGGUGAUGAUUCGUUUGCUCGCUUUAAGCUGAGACACCCUGAUAUUGUGCUGCGAUCAUCUGAGCCCACUUCUAUCGCAAGAGCAACAGGUUUUAAUAGACUACAGGUGGAACUAUUUUAUUCACUUUUGUGGGAGCAGAUCGAAAAGUUUAAUUUUGAUGCGUCAACGAUUUUCAACAUGGAUGAGACUGGCGUGAGGACCUCGACUUCCAAGCCAUCAAAGGUUUUAAGUACGAAAGGAAAAAAACAAGUUGGCGUUAUUAGUAGUGCUGAAAAAGGUCAAUUGACAAUUGUCAUAUGCUGUUGCAAUGCUGUUAGUACAUAUGUUCCGCCAUUUUUCAUUUUUGCGCGAAAGCGGAUGCAAGAACGGCUUUUAGAUGAUGCUUCUCCAGGUUCUAAAGCUGCUGUAAGCGAUAAUGGAUGGAUAAAUGGAGAAAUUUUCUCUUUAUGA